This is a messenger RNA of Erythranthe guttata (spotted monkey flower), 1310 nucleotides long. RefSeq names its product oxidoreductase/transition metal ion-binding protein (DUF3531). The record is from RefSeq and is a predicted model, not a curated record. NCBI's taxonomy places the organism in Eukaryota, Viridiplantae, Streptophyta, Magnoliopsida, Lamiales, Phrymaceae.
AAAGAGAGAGAGCGAGUCGCAUAUAUUUUCUUUCAGAGAGACGGUCCUUGCCUUAUUAUCCUCAUUUUUCUUUCAGACAAAUAAACAAACACUUGAUCUGCAUUAAUUUCUCAAAUUCUCUGUAGCUAAACUGAAAUCAUCCACAGCUAAAUCUCCCCUGUUGUACCUUGUUUUCCCUUCGCCGCAGUUUCCUCUCUCCGGCGCCGCCCAACCAAAACCCUCUGCACACAUUCAAGAAAAAAGAAAUAAAAAAAAAUACAGCAGCCAUGCUUAUCAUCCAACAAUGUUUGCCCACCCUACAAUCACUACCCUCUUCAAUUACAAGCCACUCGAGUAUAAAGCCGCCGCCGUUUCUACACUGCAGGCCUCCAUUUAAAGCCGGGUUUUCAUCUAAACUGUACUCGCCGGUCACGCGAGUGGGGAUCAAGAACUUGCGGUCAGAUAUCGAUAUAAACGGUGUUGUUGUUGAUGAUGGUGCUGCUGGUGAUAGUGAAGUAACUGAUGAUGAUAUGAAUGACGUUUCUUGGCUUGGAGGCGGCUUCGGGGAUCGAAAAGCCGAAGAUAAGGAUUACGACAAAGAUCCCGAGUUUGCCGAGAUUCUUGGCUCUUGUCUUGAUGACCCUCAGAAAGCUCAGUCUAGAAUGGAGGAGAGACUGAGGAACAAGAGGAGCAAGAUAUUGCAUACGAAAACCGGUUCACCAAAUCCAAUGGCAGUGAAGUUUAACAAGUUCGAAUUCUCGAAUUCAUAUAUAUGGCUGGAAUUCUACAAUACGCUAUUGGACAACGAUGUUUCUUUGAUCUGUGACACAUUUCGGUCGUGGCACAUUGUCGGACGACUUGGCGGAUGCAAUUCUAUGAACAUGCAAUUGUCGCAAAACCCAUUCGACAAAAGACCGACCUAUGAUGCUACUCAAGGGGCGAAUGUUACGCCGGCUACAUUUUACAACAUAGGGGACCUCGAAAUUCAAGAUAAUUUAGCUCGAAUAUGGGUGGAUAUAGGUACUAGUGAACCUCUACUCUUGGAUGUUUUGGUCAAUGCAUUGACUCAAAUAAGUUCUGAUUAUAUUGGAAUAAAGCAAGUGAUGUUUGGUGGAUCUGAAUAUGGAAGCUGGAGAGAGAACUUGAAAACAGAGGUUGCAGGAUACAGCAUUCACAAGAUUUAGGAUAUUUCAUUUUUUUAUUUUUUUUUUACUUCUGUUAUAUAUAGUAUGUAGGAUUGCUAAUCAAUGCAACAUUUCGAAAUAUCGUAAUUCGCUAAUUUCGUUUUUUAUCUCUAUAAAUAACAUCCUGUUGAGAAGAAAAAACAAGGG